GACAGUUUGACCUUCAAGUGCUCGCAACCUCCGUCAGUGGACUAUACCACUGAAGCGUUGCCCUAGUGUCUCAUAUUUAAAAGGCUUGGUCAACGCUUUUUCUAAAUUGUAGUAUGUAUACUGUGUUUAGUACUAGCAUCUAAAUCUCCAAUUCCGUAAAUACUUUAGGUCUCAAUCGGUUUUGUUUAGCAAGAUUUGAUUUCUAUUUUGAUCAACAAUUAGCAGUCUAGUGUAAUAUUCACGAGAUAUCGUAUGGUGCGGCGUCUGAACAUUUUCUGAGCUCUUGAUAUCAACUUGUGCGCUACUGUCAUUUAUCCAGUUUCUCACUUCUGUUUUAGACCUGGGAACUUCAAACUUCGAAAUGCCUGACACUACUCCUGAAGAGGCCAUGCCAACUGUCAGUGCGACAGGAACACCUGCUGUUCAACAACAACAAGCUCAACCGAACAAAUGGGGGAUGUUGAAGGCAUUUGCUUUCCGUCUGCUCACAGCAUAUUUUGUCCUCAACUUGUUUCGUCGUCCAUCACCUAACCAAAUGGAUCCGAGCAAAACAGUUAUCCCAGCUACAAAUCUUUAUCAGUCGGGUUCUAUGAUGGAUUUAUUUGUCUAUUUAAGUGAAGAUCCAACAUUUCAUUCCUUUAAUAACUCGAAUGCUUUAUUUUGGUAUGAACCCAAUAUUACGUAUGGGGAUUGGAAUGGUGGGCCAGGCGGAGAUGGUUCAUAUUCAAAGAUCAGUGAAAUUCAAUGCAGUCAGUUUCCCAACCUUAUGUCCAAUGGUUCAUUGUAUAUACAUGUAUAUUUUGUUAAACCUGGUUUCUCACCAGAUCCGAAUACGGGCAAUAACUAUUCACUGAAGUAUACUGUAUAUAAAUCGAAAAUGUUGACGCGUUACAAACGUCGUCGUUUAUCCCGUACCACAAAUCUGAUCACAGGUCAUACUGAUUCCCAUCCAGAUUUGGUAGCUGACUCUUCGACACCAUCUGAUGUACAAUAUUUACCUCCAAUCACUCAUUGGCAUCCAAAUUUAACUAUUAACUUAGUCGAUGACCAUUCUCCAUGGGUAAAAGGUUCUGUUCCAGUUCCUUUAGAUCAAUUUAUCGAGUUCUAUUCACCGACCAAUGAAUAUUAUCCUGUUGUUUAUCUGAAUGAUUAUUGGAAUUUAAAUGAAGAUUAUAAACCAGUGAAUGAAACUACGCCAAUACUACCAAUUCAUAUUACUUUAGCACCUUUAUCUCUAUUUAAAUGGCAGUUGUACGCUGCACAGACAGCUAAGAAAACUUGGUUCAACCAGAUAAUGGCCACUUCUAUGUUACCAUCAGAAAAUGAAAAUGAUGAGGAACAAGAUACAAUAAAGAAAGCACUGAUCGAAACAAAUCCUUUGCUUUUGGCUGUAACAGUUGUCGUAUCGAUUGUCCAUAGCGUUUUUGAAUUGUUAGCAUUUAAAAAUGAUAUACAGUUUUGGAAAACAAGAGAAUCACUGGAAGGUCUCUCAGUUCGCUCUGUGUUUUUCAAUGUCUUCCAGUCAUUCAUUGUUGUGCUGUACGUACUUGAUAACGAUACCAAUUUUGUUAUAAAACUAUCAGUUGUUUUUGGACUGCUAAUUGAGAUCUGGAAAAUCAAGAAAGUCCUUUCUUUCAGAUUGGAUUAUGAUUCGUUGGUAUUCAAUGUAUUUCCACGUAUUCAUGUGGAUUACCAAUCAUCAUAUGUAGAAAGUGAUACGAAAAAAUAUGAUCAGAUGGCUUUCCGAUAUUUAUCGUGGAUUUUAUUCCCAUUGUUAGCAGCUUAUUGUGGAUAUUCAUUAAUAUAUGAAGAGCAUCGUGGUUGGUAUUCGUGGAUACUUUCUGUCUCUUACGGUUUCCUGUUGACAUUCGGUUUCAUCAUGAUGACCCCACAAUUGUUUAUCAAUUAUAAAAUGAAAUCUGUUGCUCAUCUUCCCUGGAGAAUGUUAACAUACAAAGCACUGAAUACAUUUAUUGAUGAUUUAUUUGCGUUUGUUAUCCGCAUGCCUACUCUGUAUCGAAUUGGAUGUCUACGUGACGACGUGAUAUUUUUCAUCUAUUUAUAUCAACGUUGGAUAUAUCCAAUGGAUCCCAAUCGUAUUAAUGAAUUUGGAGUCAGUAAGGAGAUGCUCGACGCUCAUAUCAAAUGUGAACCGAAGCAGUCCGACAUCGAUAGCGAAACAACGCCUGCUUUAUCUUCCACUUCUUCGGAUCCAAAUCCAACCCUUUCCGAUUCUGAUGAUCAGAGUGACGUUACAUCGUCUGUGCGUAAACGAAAAUCAGGUUCACUCAAAAAGUGAUUCUCUCUUUAAUUCUAUCUUCAUAUCCUUCUUUCCCUUUUCCUUCUUUGUUUUUUUAAUUCGUUGACGAAAAUGUUUUUUUGUAUGUUAUUUAUUCAGUUCAUCCUGUUUAUCAACUUUAACUUCCAAAAUUUUUGUUGUUCAAUAUAAUCUUGUUAACAUAUUUUCAAAACAAAUUGUUUUCUGUUGUGAUUGCUUCCUCGUUCUCUCAACUAAUCCUUAAUUUUCCCCUCUAUAUAUACCGAUGUGGGAAUCCUAAACCAUUAGGGCUACUUGAGUUUAAUACUAGAAAGUUAUCGUUGGAGAAAUCAAUGCCCACUUUAGGGCCAACCUACUAUUCAAUCUUAAUUUUUGUUCUAUCCAACUCAUCAAUCCGAGUAUGUUGCACACACUGUGUUCGCUUUGAUUUCCAUCUUUUUUUACUAAUCAUUUAUUUGUUAGUAUGCAUACUACACAUCACCUGCUUUUCGUUUUCUUGUGACAUUUUUCACAGUGUCCAUUAUCUUAUCUUUUUUAGAUUUAAGAAGGAUGACUUUUAUUCAGAUGAGUUAGUUCUGUAUGUUUUUCACUAAACAUAUGCAACACUUCAUUCAUGAUUGCUGUUUAACAAGUCUCAUUUUGAUUUGUUAAUUACGUUUCAAAUUAUAUCAACAACAUCUGCAUUUCUCAUUGCGAAUGUAAUUAAAAUGCCUGAUUGGCCCUUAGCUGUAGUUUCAAUUUUCGGGAUAUCUCUAACGUUUUACUGAACUGUAUUGAUGAGCAUAAGAUGUACAAACUCUGUAGCAGAAAUAUAUUGGAAUAUCUUAAAAAUAAACAAUUGUUAU
Molecule: messenger RNA, 3123 nt
Organism: Schistosoma intercalatum
Lineage: Eukaryota; Metazoa; Platyhelminthes; Trematoda; Strigeidida; Schistosomatidae
Source: the annotation of a GenBank genome assembly